GGGUUCAAAUAGGCUAAUGUCCGGGUGGGUAGGGUUGAGGCAGGUUAUGUCGGAAACAGGUGUGCAACUGGUUCUGAUCUUCUGCAAAUAAUCUGCAAAACAGAUGUGAUCUACGUCACAUCCUUGUCGUGACACAUAUUCUGGAGAUCCUCGUUAUCAAGACGAUGAAGACAAAAUUUUAGCGCGACGACGAAGCAAUGUCGUUGCGACAUGCAUACGUGAGCUGUGACGUCGAGGAAGGUUAAGUGAUGAGAUCAAAAAGACGAACAGCCAGCUCGUCAAUCGACUUGUGUCGAGUUAGCGAAAAUAAAUGACAGCAACUUCCAGAAGAUACUUUCGAGGCUGGUCUUCCUGUUCCCUCAAAAUAUGGAUGCAAUCAUGUAAAACUUAGAGGCUUAUAGGAGAAAGAUGACGCAUUUUACAGCUUUGACUCCAGUACGGAAACGAUGUUUGAUCUUGCUGCUGGUAGUUCUGCUGCCGUGCGCUAUUCUGAACCUGCUAACGCCGUCGGACAUGCGCGAGGAAACUGUGCUGCAGAACAGCAUUGCGGAGCUGCAGGCCAAGCUAGAGCAUUUGCGUGCCAAGUACAUCGGCAGCCAGGAGGAGAUAAACCUACUCUCGCAUCAGUUACUUCAGCUGAUCGAGAGCAAUCACAUUCUGCCUGAUCUGCAGCUACUCAUCAACAAUGGCACUUCCAACAUCACCAGCAUCAAGCUGCCCUCGAUCUACAACUUCCUGCCGCACUUUCUUAACGAUCCAAACAGCCUACGUCCGGCGUUUGUGCAGAGCAGAGGUAGAUCAGGGGUUAGCAUGGUGCUGGGGGUGCCAACAGUGAAGCGUGAGGUCCAGUCCUACCUUAUGGCGACCCUAAAGAACCUGUUGGAUCGUAUGAACGCCACAGAGACCGCGGACACGCUGAUCAUCGUUUUAGUAGCUGAAACAGAUCUAGAUUAUGUGACGUACGUUGCAAAGCAAAUUGAAGUGCAAUUUCCCAUCGAAUGCGAAGCUGGCGUGAUCGACGUAAUAUCGCCAUCGGCGUCUUACUAUCCGGACUUAUCGAGAUUGCGCGACACUCUCGGCGACGAUCAUCAACGUGUUGUUUGGCGAUCCAAGCAAAAUCUGGACUUUGCCUUCCUAAUGUCGUACGCGAAGACGAAAGGCACAUUUUACGUACAAUUAGAGGACGAUAUCCUAGCUAAAAAGAACUUUAUAACUACCAUGAAGUCUUUCGCAUUGCAGAAGAUUGGCACAAAAGAAAAUUGGUUUGUUCUCGAUUUCUGUCAGCUCGGCUUUAUCGGAAAACUGUUCAAAUGUGUGGAGUUGCCUUGGCUGAUUCAAUUCUUUUUAAUGUUUCACAAUGAUAAGCCUGUCGAUUGGCUUUUGGACCACUUAAUAUCAACAAAAGUUUGCAGUCUUGACAAAGAUAACAAACAUUGCAAAAUGGCUAAAGCAGAAUUAUGGGUGCAUUACAAACCCUCCCUUUUUCAACACAUAGGAACGCAUUCCUCUUUAAAGGGAAAAGUGCAGAAACUUAAGGACAAACAGUUCGGCAAGAUCACGCUGUUUUAUGCCCACGAGAAUCCCGAAGCGAUCGUGGAGACUCAAAUCAAGCCUUAUAAACAGUACACACUGCAGAAAGCAUACAAGGGCGAGUCGUUCUUUUGGGGCCUGCUACCGCAGCCGGGCGACCAUUUAAGAUUUAAAUUUUCACAUCCUAUUUUUAUAAAGAAGUACUUAUUCAGGAGCGGAAAUCCUGAACACCCGUCUGAUAGGUUUUACAACACAACGGUAGAAGUAUUAACCGAAAUGUCACAAUUAUUAGACAGGAACAGCAACGACGUGACGGAGGAUGGCUAUGUUGUUAUAGGUAAGUUCGAUGUACUUGGCAUUGCCGAAGGGACCGUGGAUCGAAGACUGGGUAAAAUAUCGGUCCUUCGUUUAACUAUACACAGUGAGAGUGAAAAUUGGGCUAUUCUGUCUGAGAUCCACAUAGUAGAGGAUCAUCCUAGCUGACUAAAGGACGAAGAAGCUCGAGCGUUCUUUCGGUACCAUCUGCACGGUUAGUAUAAGUGGCUGGUUUUAUAAAUGUUUACUAUUUUUAUAUAUUUCAUUUCGCUCUCACACUCGUUAUUAUACAUUGAGUAGAUCGAUGCUGCAGUUAUUAAUUUAUACCGUCCAUUUUAAGGAGUUGAGUAUGCUUUAACCGUUUGUGAGUGCGCGAUCGCGCUUCUCCUGUUUCACAAGUGCCAGCGAAACCCACCGAUUCUCAGGAAGUUAAGUUAACCUUUCAGUUGUAUGAGAAAUGAAGAAUGUGCAUUAAACUGUACAGCCGUCUCACAAGAAUUAUAUUGUGAAAUAUUAAGUUGAUCAGUGAGACGAAGGAAGGAAGCAUUUUACUUGGCACUUUUCGCACGCAUUUUUGCAUCCGCCUUUAACACUCAAACGGUUAAAGUAUUAACGACUGAAGCGAAAGCGGUUUUUCCAGAUCGAUCGAACGUUUUGUAUCUUUUUUAAUGACUGUGUUUGCGAAAAUGUAAAAGUCAAGUGACAAUAUAAUGACUUUUCGCUAGUAGUUUUGCGAACAUUGUUUAACGCGAAUGUACAUAAUGGUACAUAAUAGUAUAAUUGCUUAACAUAUUUUUUGCUUUCUGCAAAACUGUAUCUUAGUUGAGAGCAUUUGUUUAACUAGAACUGUACCUGCAUUGUUCGUGUGUUUUGAUUCGCUCUCUUGCUAAUUUUUCACGUAUAAACUCUUCGCACACACAGUUCGUGACUCGCCUUCACGUUUAGACAAAUACGAUCAUUUAAUUCUCCUUGUUAUUGAUAAAGACAUUGAUUAUAUCAAUCUUUAUAAAUCUUUUAUAGUAUGAAGUCUAUAAUGCUAAAGUCUUUAUAUUGUAAGAAAUAAUGUUUGGACCCGGAGGGUCAUAUAUGACACAAAAUUUGACGCUAGGUGAAGAUACGUGUGUGAAUGCAAAUAUAUUAAAAGAGAAGCUAUAUGAGAAUUUUAUCUAUCAGCAGGAGAAAGCGAAUUUUGCGAGACGAGAUAUAUAUUUACGUGAUAUAUGUAUAAUCCACAUAUUUAUGUACAAUCUGUAUACAGUGUAAUUUAUUAUUGUCAAAUGUAUGAUGCGUGAAUGUGAACUCGUAUGUUUGUUAAACGACUGACAAACAAACGCGGUGAUACGAAAAUUAUAUUCUUCUAAUGUAUGUACAAGUAUUUAUUUCAUGUAGCUUUAUAUAUGUUUGUAUAUGUGUAUACAGGGUACACACACGCACGCACGCGCGACUCAUCGUUCUGUAUAUAAAAUUGUUAAGGUGAGAUAAUCAAAGAGUAAAGUCCAACGCACAGUAGAGAAAACAUUAGGAUUAGAAAUAAAUAUCAAAUAUUAGAAAGAGCAAUUUGGAAUAAUUUAUUUCAAACAAGAGAACGAAAUGUAUUAAUUAUUUCCAAUUCUUAAUCUUUGAUUCACAUGAUACGUUAAUACAUUCCAUUUUCUUGUUUUGAAAUGAAAUAUUUCCAAUUUCCUGUUUUUAAUAUUUAAUAUUUAUUUCUAUUCCUAAUAUCUUCAUUGCGUUGGAGAACUGUUGCGAGAUAUUUUUAUAUUUUUUAUUCGGAUAUAUUUUGACAUAAUUCUGUUAAAUCAAGCCAUGUAUAUUCAUCUUGAAUAACAUUACAAUGUUUAUUACGCUGCAUAAUAAUGUGAAAACUUACCACUCCAACAACUUUUGUGAAUCAUUAUUAUAUUCACAAUAGAAUUCAGUUGGAGUUGUUAAACGUAAGUUGUAUUUAUUACAUCUGUCUCCUUCGUGAAAUACAAGGGAAUGGCUAUCGUAGUUAGAACACACCUUGUAUACAUAUACAUACAUACACACAUACAUACACACACCUAUGUACUUCUAUUAUGUACAUAGCAACAAUAAAACUAUAUUUUUCUGACAAAAUGUUACAUAUAUAAGAAAAAUUGAUGCGUUAUGUUAACUCUUUUACUAUCUCUUCUCUUACAAUCUGUACAAAAUUUUUGACUGGAAAUAUAAACAGAGUUGUUUUAUUGUUCA
Linepithema humile (Argentine ant) is the source of this 4059-nucleotide messenger RNA. RefSeq names its product alpha-1,3-mannosyl-glycoprotein 4-beta-N-acetylglucosaminyltransferase a (gene Mgat4a). NCBI's taxonomy places the organism in Eukaryota, Metazoa, Arthropoda, Insecta, Hymenoptera, Formicidae. The record is from RefSeq and is a predicted model, not a curated record. Gene Ontology annotation, cellular component: endoplasmic reticulum-Golgi intermediate compartment; endoplasmic reticulum; Golgi stack. Gene Ontology annotation, biological process: protein N-linked glycosylation. Gene Ontology annotation, molecular function: acetylglucosaminyltransferase activity.